This is a messenger RNA of Tetrapisispora phaffii CBS 4417, 2205 nucleotides long. RefSeq names its product Vtc4p (gene VTC4). Gene Ontology annotation, biological process: polyphosphate metabolic process; vacuole fusion, non-autophagic; vacuolar transport. The transcript has a single exon. Bases 1 to 2205 code for a protein of 734 amino acids. Gene Ontology annotation, cellular component: vacuolar transporter chaperone complex; fungal-type vacuole membrane. Lineage: Eukaryota; Fungi; Ascomycota; Saccharomycetes; Saccharomycetales; Saccharomycetaceae. The record is from RefSeq and is a predicted model, not a curated record.
AUGAAAUUUGGUCAGCAGUUAAGUAAAUCAUUGAUUCCUCAAUAUAGUUACUACUAUAUUUGCUAUGAUGAUUUGAAGAGUGACAUAGAGGAGAAUUUGAAAAAUGGAUGGAGUCAAGAAUUAGAGACUGAGUUUCUUGAAUCAUUAGAGAUUGAAUUGGAUAAAGUUUAUAGCUUUUGCAAAGUCAAACACAGUGAGAUUAUUAGAAGAUUGAAGGAUGCUUAUUUACAAGUUAAACACACUAUUCGUUUGAUCGACUCUAAUAAUCCUCCAAGUGAAUUGGAUUUUAAUAUUCUAGAGGAAGAAUUGAGUGAUAUUAUCGCCGAUGUUUAUGAUUUGGGUAAAUUCUCAAGAUUAAAUUAUAUUGGGUUUCAAAAGAUCUUGAAGAAGCAUGAUAAGAAGACAAAAUUCAUUUUGAAGCCUAUUUUCCAAGUCAGAUUAGAUUCGAAACCUUUUUUUAAAGAAAAUUAUGAUGAGUUAGUUGUUAAAAUUUCUCAGUUAUAUGAUUUAGUUAGAACUAGAGGUAAUCCAAUUCGUGGUGAUGCUGCUGCUGGUGGUAAACAACAAAAUUUUGUGAGACAAACUACUAAGUACUGGGUUCACCCAGAUAAUAUUACAGAAUUAAAACUAAUCAUUCUAAAGCAUUUACCAGUGUUGGUUUUCAAUGCUAAUAAAGAGUUUGAGCGAGAAGAUUCUGCUAUUACAUCCAUUUAUUACGAUAAUGAAGAUAUGGAUUUAUAUUAUGGACGUUUAAGGAAAGAUGAAGGUGCUGAAGCACACAGAUUAAGAUGGUACGGUGGUAUGUCCUCAGAUACCAUUUUUUUGGAAAGAAAAACACAUAGAGAAGAUUGGACCGGUGAAAAAUCUGUCAAGGCAAGGUUUGCAUUGAAGGAACCCCACGUUAAUGAUUUCUUAAAGGGUAGAUAUACUGCUGAACAAGCAUUUGCUAAGAUGUAUAGAGAAGGUAAAAAAUCAAUCAAAGAAAUCGAAAGUUUAGAGGCUUUGGCCAUUGAAAUUCAAUAUACAAUGUUAAAGAAGAAGUUAAGACCGGUUGUAAGAUCUUUUUAUAAUAGAACCGCCUUUCAGUUACCAGGUGAUGCUAGAGUUCGUAUUUCACUUGACACUGAACUAACUAUGGUAAGAGAAGAUAAUUUCGAUGGUUGUGAUAGAACACAUAACAAUUGGAGGAGAAUGGAUAUUGGUGUUGAUUGGCCGUUCAAACAAGUAAAAGAUAAAGACAUAUGUAGAUUUCCAUACGCUGUGCUAGAAGUUAAAUUACAGACCCAAUUAGGACAAGAGCCACCUGAAUGGGUACGUGAACUGGUAAGUUCACACUUAGUCGAACCUGUACCAAAAUUCUCCAAAUUCAUUCAUGGUGUAGCUACUUUAUUAAAUGAUAAUGUUAAUCAAAUUCCAUUUUGGCUGCCUCAAAUGGAUGUAGAUAUCAGGAAGCCUGCAUUAUCGGAUCAAAUGAACAUUACAAGACCAGUUAGAUAUGACUCUGAUAUCGACAAUGAAUUUGACUUAGAUGAUGAGGAUGAAGAGGAUGCUGCUUUGGUAGCAGCAAUGAAUGGUCCAGCAGGAAAUUACAUGGACCAAGAGGAACGUGUUGGUUAUGGAUCAAUCGAAAAUAACCAAUCUGGCAGUGGCUCUCGUCAUAAUAACGAUGGCCAAUUAGUUCAAAGUGAGCCUGUAAAUAGAAUUGAGGGUGUAAAUGGAACAUAUAAUGAACGUCGCAUUGCCAGUGCAAGUAAUUUAAUAUCGAAGAACUAUUACAGAUUCGUGCAAUAUUUAGAUCAUUAUUUUAAUGGCGAUCAAAUAAGCAAAGUGCCAGUUGGUACAGUUUUUGAUUCAAAAAUUACAGCACCCCCAGGUAAGACCAUAUGUGUGCCCGUCCGUGUCGAACCAAAAGUAUAUUUUGCCACAGAGAGAACUUUCUUAUCAUGGAUAUCCAUUGCAAUCAUUCUAGGUGGUGUAUCUACCGCAUUAUUAACUUAUGGAACACAGACUACUAUGAUCGCUUCAUUGGGAUUUUUCUUAACAUCUUUAUUUGUAAUAGCACGGACGACAUAUGUUUAUAUUACAAGAGUAAUUAAUAUCAGACAAAAAAAGGCUGCAGAUUAUGAAGAUAAGUUAGGGCCAUCAUUAGUUUGUGCAUUUUUAUUAUUAUCUAUGAUAUUCUCAUUCUAUUGCAACCUAGCUUAG